CCCUUCCCAACCCUCUCUUUCUCUCUUUUUCCACUUCAGCCAGAAUAAAGCUGAGGAGGAGUGAGCUGUAAGGACUUCAUUAGCUGAAGGAAAUGGACUAGCCCCCUCUCUGUUAAUGAUUUAUCUGCAUGGAGAGGCUCAGAAGCUGAUUUUGUUCAGUUAAAUCAUUGCGGUCCCUGGAUAAUUUAGAGAAAGGCCUCAACAGCAGUCUAUACUUCUAAAAAAAAAAGUUACACUUAAUUAAAAUCCCACUGCAGAGUUCAGGAGGAGGUAAGUCUGAUUCUGAUUCUUUGGCAUCUUUUUGAUGGUUAAACUGUAAAACUUUGAAUCUCAGUCUUCUUACUGUUUUAGUUAAGGCUGAAAAUUGGAACCAAUGAUAAAAUUAGUUUAAAAUACUUGGCUGAUUUUGUUAGUUUAUUUGAUACAGUAACAUUGUCUUUAAUACACUUUCCACCAAUUUGUUAGUAGUUUGAAUUAUUCUAAUGUAACUCUGUAUUUUCUGAUGAUAAAAAACAAUGUUGACUAAAGGAGGAUUACAUUUAUAUAAAUGUUUUUACACUGAUUUGUGGACGCUUGUGGAUAAAACUUUAAACAAUGUUUUCGUCAAAAAAAAAAAGAAAGAAAAUACAUAUAUCUUUGAGAAUAGAAAAAGGGAAAUGUAAAGAAUAGAAGACGGGGAAUGUAAAGCGGCUCUUGCAGUUGUUAGCUGCUCCAUUAUCACAGCUCUGCUCCAGCAUUUUUCCAGCAGUAAUAGUCAGAUGGGCUGAAGGCUUCUCUCCAUGGUGACUGGGUUCAGUGGCCACAGCAUGAGACUGAGCGCUUGCAGGAAGGGAGGUUAUUAGAGUGUGACUUCACUUUCAGCUCAUGCAAAUCCUGCUUCUAUCUCACUCUGGGUGUAUAUUUCAUGCUGUGUAACUCUUAAUGUUACAAAAGGUAUAACUUUUUUUUUUUUACCUCUACUUGAGCACAGAACUGCAAAAAAUAUGCCCCCCAAAAAAGGAAAAACUCUGAAAGUUCUUGUGUAACUGUGUGGUGCUUCUGGAGUGUGCUAUAAUAGCCUUAGGUCACGUUGGCCUCUAACACCAUUUUAACACCUCCUUGUGCUGUUUAUAUGGGAAAGUGAGCCUGGUGAUGGAAGCUUAUUUGAUGGUAUCACACAAUGUUACAUGUCCAUAACUUAUGCUGUGGUAUUUUUCUUAAAAGUGUCCUUUUGGAUGUGUGUAUAUCUCUUGGGGAAACAAAAUUAUAUGGGAUGUCUAAUAUGACAUUUCAAAAAGUUAUAUAAAAACAUUUAUUUUCAUUUUUUCUACAGUCCGAUGUUCUCAUCAGCGCAAACAUGACUGACUCAAAACAGCCCGAUUGGCAAAUUAAUGGGGAGAGAUCAUACUGAGAAGGAAGUUACUCUUGGAGGUUAAAAAACAUAGUCCAACCACAGUCCAACCAAAAUGAGGCUAAUACUACAUUAUUUGACACUACUGGGGUCCAGUUGUGUGAUUUCAACUUAUGGACCUCAUCAGAGAGCUCAGAUGACUGGAGAUAUCCUGCUUGGAGGUCUUUUCCCCAUACACUUCGGUGUUGCGUCCAAAGAUCAAGACCUCGCUGCCCGGCCUCAAUCCACUCAGUGUGUCAGGUAAAAUUGAAAUUAGUUUGUAUGUUGGGAAGACGGUGAACAAUUUAAGAUUUCACUGAACGAAUGAGCUCAACUUGUCCAAUUUGAAAUCUUGUCUGUUUCCCAGGUUCAACUUCCGUGGUUUCCGUUGGCUCCAGGCUAUGAUUUUUGCCAUCGAUGAGAUUAACAACAGCAGCACUUUCCUGCCAAACAUCACUCUGGGCUACAGGAUCUUUGACACAUGCAACACAGUGUCCAAAGCCCUGGAAGCUACACUAAGUUUUGUGGCCCAGAAUAAGAUUGAUUCCUUGAAUUUAGAUGAAUUCUGUAACUGCACUGAUCACAUUCCAGCAACCAUUGCAGUCGUAGGAGCAGCUGGAUCGGCGGUCUCCACUGCAGUUGCAAACCUACUGGGACUGUUUUACAUUCCUCAAGUGAGUAGCUGAACAUAUACCAGAUCAACAACCCCAACUCAGUCGUGACAAGAAGUCAUGGCAACUUUGUAUACUGAGUUAUAAACGCAAUUAAUUAAUGUGGAUAGUACCCUUUAUACAAAUACAAAAGAAUAUGACACAGUAUAACCUGACAUGAUAUGAUACAAUAGGAUAUAUGAGAUGCAAUACAAUAUUAAUAUUUACUGAUAUAAAAGUCUACCAUACAAAAACAUAUAAUGUGCGAUCAUGCUAAGUGUUAUGAUGUGUUCCAAUAUGGUAUAAUACAAUUAACAUAAAUUUCCAGACAGGAAAUUGGCCUUGGAUGCUAUAGCACAAAUUCAGCUAUCACAUGGCAGCUGUUAAAUAAAUAAAAAAGUUUAUGCCAGGGACAACCAAAAAUGACACAUUCUGAAAUAAGAUGGUGUGUUUUAUGUAAUAAUUAAAACUCAAAACAGAUAAUGAACAACAACACUGUGAUCUUACAAUCUUUAAUGUUUCAGAUCAGCUAUGCCUCCUCCAGUCGAUUGCUGAGCAACAAGAAUCAGUACAAGUCUUUCAUGAGAACCAUUCCCACCGACGAGUUCCAGGCCACAGCAAUGGCAGACAUCAUCGAGUACUUCCAGUGGAACUGGGUCAUUGCUGUGGCCUCAGACGAUGACUAUGGACGACCAGGGAUUGAAAAGUUUGAGAAGGAAAUGGAGGAGCGAGACAUCUGCAUUCACCUGAAUGAGCUUAUUUCUCAGUACUUUGAGGAACAUGAAAUCAAAGCUUUGGCUGACCGGAUUGAAAACUCUUCAGCCAAGGUCAUUGUAGUGUUUGCUGGUGGACCAGAUAUCGAACCUUUAAUCAAAGAGAUGGUCAAGAGAAAUAUAACAGAUCGCAUCUGGCUAGCCAGUGAAGCGUGGGCGAGCUCCUCUCUUAUUGCUAAACCUGAGUAUCUUGAUGUUGUAGCAGGAACCAUUGGCUUUGCUCUAAAGGCAGGGAACAUACCUGGCUUUAGAGAGUUCCUGCAACAAGUCCAACCCAAGAAAGACAGCCACAACGAGUUUGUCAGAGAGUUCUGGGAAGAAACAUUCAACUGUUAUCUGGAAGAUAGCCCCCGCUUGCAGGAAAGUGAAAAUGGCAGCACAAGUUUCAGGCCUUUGUGUACUGGUGAUGAAGACAUCACAAGUGUUGAGACCCCCUAUCUUGACCACACACAUCUUCGGAUUUCUUAUAAUGUGUAUGUUGCAGUUUAUUCCAUUGCACAGGCCCUGCAAGACAUACUUACCUGCACACCUGGGAAGGGACUUUUUGCCAACAAUUCUUGUGCAGAUAUAAAGAAAAUAGAAGCAUGGCAGGUAAAGUAUUGCACAUUCAUCCUGAAACAAAGUAUCUGAUCAUCCAUAACUUAGAUUUUUUUUUAAACGUCUGUUUUUUUUUUUGUCACAGGCCCUGAAGCAGCUCAGACAUUUAAACUACACCAACAGUAUGGGUGAAAAGGUCAACUUUGGCGAGAAUGCAGACCUGGGGGCAAACUACACACUUAUAAACUGGCACAGGUCUGCUGAGGAUGGCUCUGUGGUAUUUGAGGAGGUGGGAUACUACAACAUGCACACCAAAAGAGGUGCUAAACUGUUCAUUGACAAGACAAAGAUUCUGUGGAAUGGAUACAGCACCGAGGUCAGUCAAACUCUACCCACAAGAAACGUCCACUCAGAUCGGUUUUCUGAAUUAAUGGUAGCUGUGUGAAAAAGAAGCUAGAUAAUUUUAUUGUCCACUUGGGGGCAGCAGUUGUACCCAUAAUCUCAACAAUGUCAUACUGUUAUUGCCCCAUGUUUAUUGUCAUGAAGGGGAAAAAAUCACUCUAUACUUGUGUCUGCCUUGGUGUUGACUACCUUCAAAGAAAAGUGUUUGAUCAUUUCCAACCAUUAAUGCAAGUUGUGACAGUAACACACAAAGUUUGUCCAAUAAAUACAUGGUAUCUUUCUUGUCUAUUUCUAUAGGUGCCAUUCUCUAACUGCAGUGAGGACUGUGAACCUGGUACAAGGAAAGGGAUCAUUGACAGUAUGCCCACAUGCUGCUUUGAAUGCACUGAGUGCUCAGAUGGAGAGUACAGUAUUCAUAAAGGUAUCAAGACUCCAAACAUUUAUAGUUUCACAUUUACUGCUAUUACUGCUGCUCUAACCUCAAUUUAUCUUUUUUUAACUCAGAUGCCAGCGUUUGCAACAAGUGCCCAAAUAAUUCCUGGUCCAAUGGAAAUCACACAUUCUGCUUCCUGAAGGAAAUUGAAUUUCUCUCAUGGACAGAGCCAUUUGGGAUAGCUUUGGCAAUAUGCGCGGUAGUGGGUGUUGUCCUGACAGCCUUUGUGAUGGGAGUCUUUGUCAAAUUUCGCAACACCCCAAUAGUGAAGGCCACAAACCGAGAACUGUCCUAUGUGCUCCUGUUCUCUCUUAUUUGUUGCUUCUCCAGCUCGCUCAUCUUCAUCGGAGAGCCACAGGAUUGGACUUGUCGUUUACGCCAACCUGCUUUUGGUAUCAGUUUCGUCCUUUGUAUCUCCUGCAUCCUUGUGAAAACUAACAGAGUUCUUCUGGUAUUUGAAGCAAAGAUCCCCACAAGCCUCCAUCGUAAAUGGUGGGGAUUAAACCUGCAGUUUUUGUUGGUAUUUCUGUGCACAUUUGUCCAAGUUAUGAUAUGUGUGGUCUGGCUUUACAAUGCACCUCCUUCCAGCUACAAGAACUAUGACAUCGAUGAAAUGAUUUUUAUCACCUGCAAUGAGGGCUCUGUGAUGGCACUUGGGUUUCUUAUUGGCUACACGUGCCUCCUAGCUGCUAUAUGCUUCUUCUUUGCUUUCAAAUCACGCAAACUUCCCGAGAACUUCACAGAGGCCAAGUUCAUCACAUUCAGCAUGCUCAUUUUCUUUAUUGUUUGGAUCUCUUUUAUUCCUGCGUACUUCAGUACUUACGGAAAGUUUGUGUCAGCUGUUGAGGUCAUUGCCAUCCUGGCUUCCAGCUUUGGGAUGCUUGCCUGCAUCUUCUUUAACAAGGUCUACAUCAUCCUCUUCAAACCUUGCAGGAACACCAUUGAGGAAGUCAGAUGCAGCACUGCUGCGCAUGCUUUCAAAGUGGCUGCAAAAGCUACGCUAAAACACAACUCAGCUGCAAGGAAAAAAUCCAGCAGCAUUGGUGGAUCUUCUACCUCGUCUCCAUCCUCAUCUAUCAGCCUCAAGACCAACGGCACCAACUGCGACGCAGGAAAGCAUAAGCCCAGAGUGAGCUUUGGCAGUGGAACAGUUACUCUGUCCUUGAGUUUUGAAGAAUCAAGGAGGAGCUCUCUGAUGUGAAAGCCUGUAUAUGGAUCUGCCAUCUUCAU
Messenger RNA from Xyrichtys novacula (pearly razorfish), 5394 nucleotides. Lineage: Eukaryota; Metazoa; Chordata; Actinopteri; Labriformes; Labridae. The record is from the annotation of a GenBank genome assembly.